UACGACGACGACGACGACUACGACGACGACUACGACGACGACGAGUGCCACGCGAGAAGAGGCCCGAGUUCUGCUCCGUGCAGGCAACAAACUCCGGAACGUACUUCUGCCCGUGCCUCAAAGCCGACGAUUGACUCUCCCGAUCGUGUGUAUUACUCGUUGCCGCUAACGCCGAAGAUCAACUGCUGCCGGUCCCCGCUGCCGGUCGCCGCUGCUGCCGCUUCUUCGUUCGCGGUCUUAACUCACCUUUACCUUACCUGCAGCCUGCAGCCAGCCCGACUUCGUUCGUUCGCUCGUUCGCUCGCUCGUUCGUUCGUUUCUUGUACUAUAUAUUACGUUAUACUAUACGUUCGUUAGUUGGUUCGCCGCUCUUCGUGAUCGUUGUACCUCAUACUACCUUGAAACCAUCUGAAGCGUCAGUUUGAACACCGCGGCUCCGUCGCCCGCAACACACAGAGGCGCGCGCUCUCGAAUACUCCCCGAGGGAGAACGAUCGCGAUCGAUUUUUCAGUUUUUAACGAUCUUCGGUCCGCGUUGUACUUGGAAUAUUGUUUUUUCUUAUCGACGAAUCGUCGAAACCAAGCCGAGUGCCGCGAACGAACUCUGGAAGAAACCGCGACCUGUCGUCGUUCGACCGUUCAAAUGACAUCCGCGGUGGAUAAUCGUACCGCGUAAGAUGUCUGCGUAAAUGUCGUCUGAUAUAAAGCAGUGCAACGAACACGGCACAAUCAUGACUAAAUCGUACGACGAGUGCCGGUAUUUCAAGUGGAUCGGUGUGGGAAGAUUUUGAUAGGACUGCCUGCCGUGAUACGAAGUUAAAUCGAAUUCGCGAUUUUUCGAUCGAUCGGAAAAAAAACAAAUAAUAAUAAUCUUUACCACGAUUUUUCCUAAAAACAAAACUAUCCUCGACAGUGCGGAGGAUCGAUUACGUACCUCUUCGAGAUGCCUGAUUCAGUGGUAAUUUUGAGUGUGUUUUGACAGUUCUCUCCAUAUACGUACGUAUUGCCGUGUGUGUCGACGUACGAGCAUUCAUAUACACAUGGGUACGCAUAUCUAGUGUGGUGUGAUUGUGAUAUUAAACUAUUCAUUCAACGAAUCGAACGUAUAAAAUACAUCCAUCCACAUCGGACAGUUUUAAGACUGAAAUCGUAGAGUAAAACAUGGAGGGUAGCGAGUGGGAUCAUGGAACAUUGAGGGAAGAAGAAUUCGAACAGCAUGCCGUCUAUUUGGUACCAGAUGUCACGCCGAAUCCGAAUGAUUCCAAUCGGGCGGAAGCUUCUCUGCCGAGGAACCUUGUACUCAAACCUUCGCAAGCCCUUAACGACGUUCUGGGCGUUUGGAGCACCAGUUACAUCCCUAAGGGCACGAGGUUCGGCCCUUUGGUCGGACAAGUUUACACGAAGGAUUCCGUUCCCGCGGACGCGAAUCGGAAAUAUUUUUGGAGGGUUUACAAGAACAACGAAUUGUUCUAUUACAUCGACGGCUACGAGGUCCAAAAGUCGAAUUGGAUGCGGUACGUGAAUCCCGCCUACUCCUCGGAGUCGCAGAACCUCAUCGCUUGUCAAUACAAGAUGAAUAUUUAUUUUUACACCAUAAAACCGAUCCUACCGAACCAAGAACUCCUCGUGUGGUACUGCAGGGAAUUCGCGGAGAGGCUAAACUACCCGUUAACGGGUGAACUGAUGCUCCAGAGAAUAAGACAACAAGUUCAACAGUCGGCCGUACCACCCGAGAUUCCUACGUCGGUGGACGUGACGACGCCCCUGAUAAAGGAAGGUGUUAUUUACGAAAGGCGUUCCCAAAUGACCCCUACGGACGGUUCGGUGAGAUCGGACGAGGGUUACCAUUCGAACGGUUACCACGACGAAAUUUUAACACCGCCCGAGGAGAGCAGCGAAUCGGAUUCGGAGAACAAUUACGUGUUGGACUUUAGCAAGAACGCGAAAGCGCCGAGCAGCAACGAGAUCCUCAAGCAGGAUUCUAACGUAGUUAAAAACGAGUACAGAAAGGUGAAGAUAAAGAUAAGCAAGACUUACAACAACUUCAACAAAAGCAUGGAAAAUUUGAAGGACGACAUAGUGAGCGGUGCCGCGUCGCCCGAUCAAGUUCUUCAGAUACAGAAAUCCGUGUCCCCCACGUUGCAGAAGAACACCGUGCUCUCCACGUCCUCGGAGGAACACGUCCCCGAAAAACUGAUACCCAAACAAUUUUACGAACCUGAAAUAAAAUUCUCUUCCCUCCCCAUGCCGAGCAGCAUAAGACCGGCAUAUCUGAACAACUCCAGCAGUAUAUUGGAGAACAUUUUGCUCCGAAAUAACACGGACAACAACAACAACAACAACAACAACAACAACACGAUAAUAAACAACAACAACAACUCGAGCAGCAACGGAGUACAUCCCGAUUCCGUGACGCCGCCUCCUUCGAGUCCGACGGAGAUGGCCUAUUCCUACAAAAAGUCGCACAGGUACGGAAACAUAAUGCCAUGCAGUCCGGACUCCAGUUCGAAUCUUCCCAUCCACGCCGACACGUCGGCGAACGCGGUGGUGAACUCGACGACGGGACUUCUUCUGAGUCCGGGCAAUCUGCAUUCGAGUACCGGAAGCAGCAGCAGCAUUCACUCGAGUUCGGGUGGCAAUUUGCACUCGUCGACGCCGAGUAUUCAUCAGGUGAGCGGGGGGAAGCAGCGCAAGUCGAAGAGCCCGUCGCCAGGAACGACGAUUCUCUACUCGACGUCGUCCGUGACUCAGAUACCGAACGGCGCCGCGGAGUCGAGCUCGAUUUACCUGAACAGCAAUUCGAGCAUCGCGCCGAUAUCUCCGAUCCAAUCGCCCGGCUCUUAUCCUUACAACAUUUACCACCAUGCCCAGGGUAAUUCGAUGCAUCACAACGUCGCCCCUCUUUCGAUCAACACGGCUUACUCGCCGACGCCCACGAAUAUCUACGAAAGGAACGACAGGCGGCUGGAAUCGCAUCACCAGCUGCCAACGUCAUCCACAAUGCAGAUCGACGGCAAUCAGGCCCUGAUAACGGGAACGCACAAUCUCCACCUCGGGCAUCAUCCGGGAUUAACGAUCUCCAAUUCCAUGAAUCGCUACUCCCCAGCUAGCUCGUUGUCACCCGACGACCACGGAUGCUCCCAGAGCGGGGCGCUCAGCCCCAACUCCCAAGGAUCGAGGGGGUACAGAUCCCUCCCCUAUCCUCUGAAGAAGAAGGACGGCAAAAUGCACUACGAGUGCAACGUCUGUUGCAAAACGUUCGGCCAACUGUCCAAUCUAAAGGUUCAUCUGAGGACGCAUUCCGGGGAAAGACCCUUCAAGUGCAACGUCUGCACAAAGAGCUUCACUCAGCUGGCUCAUCUUCAGAAACACCAUCUAGUUCACACAGGUGAGAAGCCGCACCAGUGUGAAAUUUGUAAAAAAAGGUUCAGUUCUACGUCGAACCUAAAGACUCAUCUGCGCCUUCACUCCGGUCAAAAACCUUACGCGUGUGAUUUAUGCCCGGCUAAAUUUACCCAAUUUGUACAUUUAAAGUUACACAAAAGACUCCACACGAACGAGCGCCCCUACACUUGCCAAGGUUGUGACAAAAAAUAUAUAAGUGCCAGCGGACUGAGGACGCAUUGGAAGACCACCAGUUGCAGACCGAACAACAUUGAGGACGAACUCGCCCUCGCUGCCGCGGUCGGUUCUCCCAAUUAUUACGAAUACGGACCCGAGAUGGGCGUCGGGAACAUGUCGUCGAAAGAUUGCAAAUUGGAGCACAUGGACAGCUACGAGAGAUCCGGUCACGGUGGGAACGGCGUCAACGUCGGUCCCGUAGGUGAUCCGGGUAGCACGGACGGCGGAAGUAACGGUAGUCACGGUCACAAUCCCCAUUCGACGUCGCUGCACAAUUUGGAAAAUUCCGUGGGUAGACCGAGUGUGAUAGAAUCGUCGCAACCGCACAUCAUCGAAUGUACUUAAGCUUAAAGUAAGCAAGCUCAAUUAAUUAAUGGCUAGAGCUAUAUUACUCGUAAUGAAUUUAUUGCAGCUGCGUAUAAGUGGUAUGUAUUUAUAUGAGAUUUUCAUUGCGUAUAGAAAUACACACGUAAAAAAAAAAAAAACAAGAGAGAUAAUGAAAAAAAAUCCAAGGAAACGCGCAAAAUCCACCCUUCGAUUCAGAAUCAAAGUACACAAGGGUACAUACGUAGAGAGAAAAUAUCGCUAGUCGAAAUUUCGAGGUCCUUUCUCGGGUGGGAGGACGAGGGCGUCUGGAUCGACGACAGUAACGCAGAAAAAAAAAAAAAAAAAACAACAACGUGGACAACAAAAUUGAAAAUUGAAAAAUGAUCGAUCUCAAUCGUCAUCGUCGCAAUCCAGACGUAAAAAAAAAAAAAGUAAAAUCUAUGAAACAUUUUACUUUCCCUCGAUUUCAAGUAAGCUUUUUCAGUGCGUAUCUGCAGGCCCAAAUUUAAAAUCCCCAUAAUCCGGUUUUCGUGUUGAAAAAAGAAAAGAAAAGAAAUUAACAAAAAAUAUAUAACAAGGUGCUAAUUACGUAACUGUACAUAGUGCGUUAAAGAAAAAAAAAUAAAAGAAAUGUUGUCAUACCCGGUAUACAACGGCUAUGGGACAUCGUGCAUGAUAUCCUAUGAAUUCAAAAAAAUAUAUCUUCGAAUUACCGUGUUGUUAUUUAUGGUGACGUAUGCCUUAAUUGCGACCCCAUGGGCCCCAGCCUAAUUAAUGAAACUAAUUAAGACCGAAUAGCCACGUUCGUGAAAAGUUGGAAAACCGAACGAACGAAAAAGUGAAAAACUCUCUAUCCAACGUACUUAUUUCCUUUGUACGUAAAUUUUUGUAAAUUCUCUUCGAAUGUACCGACGAAGAAUCGAUACAUUGGCUGAAAAAAAUCAAGAGAAGAGAGAAUUCGCAUUGAACAAUUAUUCGUUGGACGUGGAAUUUCACUUGGGUCGCGAUUGAGGUCCGAACAAAGAGAAACGAUGAUAACAUAAAAAAUGAUAAGAAACGCAAAAUAAAAAAACAAAAUGGCGGAUUUUGUCGGCACCCGCCACAACUUAAAAACCAGUGACGACACGACUGCAACUAUACGAGACCUGUACCUGUAUAUACUAACAUUAUUGAUUAAUUAUUUGGUAUUCAAAGUAAUUUAAAGACAAAAAGACACUCUAAUUUAAAGGAUGAUAAUUUAAUUUGUUAAAAAAAAAAUGAAUAAUUAUUAAAAUAAAAUAAAAUAUUUAUAUAUAUAUAUUAUAUGUUUCAUUGGAUCGCUAUAGAUUCUAAUAUAAGUCAAACGCGGCGAGCUUUGUCCACAGUAACUUAUUAUUUAAUUCAAUCGUAUGAAAUGAAAAAGGAGAAAAUAAAUAAAUUAAUAAAUAAAUAAAUGAAUAAAUAAAAUUAAAGAAGAUUGUUGUAUAAGAUUCUCAUUAAAUAUUAAAAUUGCUUACAUCAAUUUCCCCAGUUAUUUUUUAAAAUUAUUUAUUCAACCGUUUAUUACGAUACGUAUACAUACACAUAUAUAUAUACAUACUUUUACCAAUAAUAAUUUUAAUAAUAUUAAUAAUAAAUACAUGAUAGUAAUAGUAAUAUUAAUAGUAAUAAUAAUGAUGAUAAUGAUAAAAGAAAUACAAUAUUAAUAACGCUAAUAAUAAUUAUUACAAUAAGGACAACAAUAUUCAAUGGUGAGAGAAGCAAUUUGUAUAGAAAACGAAAUACGCGAGGAGAAAAAAACACAAAAAACGAAAAAAAAUGGAAAAUGAAAAAGCAAAUAAAAAACGAAACUGAUGUAUAAAGGUUACUCUGGACGCGGUCCAAUCGCGAAAGAACUGCUAUAUAAUCAUGUACAUGUAUAUUAGUAUAUUGAAACGGAAAAAAUUAAAGGGAAUAAUCAUAGACUAGUAAUUUAUUAUAAACAACCGAUCAUUUCUCUGCAAUACGAAUUAAUCAAUCCGUAACAAUUCAUUUUCAUUAUUAGAUUACUGCUCUAUGAUUUUCAAAUAUUGAAUGAUAUGUAACAGAAACCGGUGCAGAUUGCUCGUGCUGAUAAUCAUGGAUAUACGUAUACUAUAACAUAAUACUAUACUCAAUUUUUGGAAGUCAGUUUUAUUUUCUUCAUUGAACAGGUACAAUUGUUAUAACAUUGGUUUUUUUAUUCUGCAUCUUUUUUCUUUGGUUUAUUUUCAUUUCUUUUUUGUUCUUAAUCUUUCUUGCAAAUUUGUAUGACUAUAUGUAUAGUAAUAUAUAAUAUACGCGCGCGGUGAUAAUUUUUGCAAUAAUUUUUAUACGAAAAGCGUAUUACAUACAUGUAUACAGAGUUACGUAUCUGUAAUAGAUGCAGAACAGAGGAAUAAAAAGGAAGACGGAAAAUAAUUUGAAAAGAAAAAGUAUUUAGAGAACAUAUAUGCGAAACCCUAUGAUAAUAUAUAUCUAAUAAUAUGAUAUUAGAUAUAGGAAAAAUAAAUUAAAAUUAAUUUUGCAAGUGUGUAAUAAAAUCAUUAUAAAUAUAAAAUAAUAUCCGAUUUUGGAAAGUAAAAUUUUCACUUAUAGGCAAGAGCUUUCUGCGUUGUUCUGUAAAUAUUAGUAAAAUCAAUAAUAAUAUUAAUGAUGAUGAUAAUAAUAAUAACAACAAUAAUAAUAAUCAUUUAUAAUAGCAAUAAGUUGAAAUAAAAAAAAACAGUGUAGAUGAUUUGCAGGCAUUUUAUAUAAAGGCCUGUAAUAUAAAAAUUAUUAAUUUAUAUCGAACGAAUAUAAAUGAAAAUAUAUAUAUAUAUAUAAACUGAUUGUAUGUAUGAUAAUAAUAAUAAUGAUGAUAAUAAUAGUAAUAAUAAUAAUUACAAUGUGAGGAAUGGGUAAAUUACCAAAUCUGCAACGCGUUUGUAAUGAAACGAAAAACCUAUAGUCAACAUUUUUGGAAAGUAAAUGCGAUCCGGUUAUACAUACAUAUAACAUGCGAAACUUUUUUUUUCUGCAUUAUCCAUAUAAAAAAAAAUUAAUUGCGAGGUCAGUAUUGUAUAUCUAUAAAUGUAACUAUGUAAUUCACUUAAAAAAAAAAGAUUAGGAAAAAAUUAAGUGAAAAUGAAAUGAGGUGGAGAAAGCGAUAUUAGCGUAAGCAUUCCUAUAGGAUAUUAUAAUUAUAAAUUAACACUGACAAUUAUUAUUAUUAUUGUAAUAGGAGCGAUGAAAUUAUUAAUAUUAAUAGUAAUAAUAAUAAUCGAGUAUAAUAAUUUGGAAAUUAAUAAUUAUAUAAAUUUGAAAAACAUUGAAUCGUUAAACGCUGUUUUUCAACAGCAUGUUAUCGUCGUCCACUUGGAUAGAAACGGAAAAAAUCAAUGAAAAAAAUUAAGAAAUAAGAAAACCGUAUACAAAAAUUUGUUAAGUUGCAGAAAAAAUGUUGAGUUUAUCAUCAACCAAUGGAAAAUUAUUGAAUCGAUACUUUCGUGAUUCAACGAGACAAAAGAAAAUGCUUAAAAUUAAAGAUGAAAUUUUAUUGUGUAAUAAAGUUUUAGAUUUAUUACAUAUACGUAUAUGUACAUAAUAUGUAUAGAAAUUGUGAUACAGAUAACCAGUAUAGGAACCGACAUUGCACAUUAGGUAAUAUCAUAUUUUAUUGUAUAAUUAUGAUUUACAAAAUUUUUUAGAAAGAGAAAAGAACGUAAAAAUCAGCUCAUCUUUGUUAUUGAUGUCUUUCAUUAAUCCGAGUAUAUACAGAGAGUAUUUGGUUGCAAAUUGAAACAUUCUUGUGCAUUUAUUUAUUUAUUUAUCUAUUAAUAGUUAAAGAAAAAAAGUGCAUGGUUGUAUCAUUAAUUACGCCUACAGACUACAUCGUUUUACCAGCUGGAUUUUUUCAUUCAUACUUAAACUUGAGUGUCUUUAUCGAGAUAACUUUACACUAGAAAAAAAAACUAAAUUACAGUCAAAAGAUAAAGAAAUAAUUAAAUUAUUAAUUAAAUAAUAAAAACAAAAAAAAAAAAACAAUAAGUAAAUGAAUAAAUAAAAUGGUAAACGUGGUAGUGAAUGUUACUGGAAUAAUUGAAGAUAACUAAUCGCCUCAGCAGCAACAACAACAAAAA
Athalia rosae (coleseed sawfly) is the source of this 8065-nucleotide messenger RNA. It is a transcript of the gene Blimp-1, whose product is annotated as PR domain zinc finger protein 1. The transcript has 8 exons. Gene Ontology annotation, biological process: regulation of transcription by RNA polymerase II; cell fate commitment. The record is from RefSeq and is a predicted model, not a curated record. Bases 1161 to 3965 code for a protein of 934 amino acids. Gene Ontology annotation, cellular component: cytoplasm; nucleus. Lineage: Eukaryota; Metazoa; Arthropoda; Insecta; Hymenoptera; Athaliidae. Gene Ontology annotation, molecular function: histone deacetylase binding; DNA-binding transcription repressor activity, RNA polymerase II-specific; RNA polymerase II cis-regulatory region sequence-specific DNA binding.